Danio rerio (zebrafish) is the source of this 1791-nucleotide messenger RNA. RefSeq names its product neurotrophic tyrosine kinase, receptor, type 3a (gene ntrk3a). Gene Ontology annotation, molecular function: kinase activity; protein kinase activity; ATP binding. Gene Ontology annotation, biological process: neurotrophin signaling pathway; cell surface receptor signaling pathway; cell surface receptor protein tyrosine kinase signaling pathway. Lineage: Eukaryota; Metazoa; Chordata; Actinopteri; Cypriniformes; Danionidae. The record is from RefSeq and is marked validated. Gene Ontology annotation, cellular component: endosome membrane; plasma membrane; membrane.
AGGACCUGUGGCUGUGAUCAGUGGUGAAGAAGACUCUGCAAGUCCUCUCCAUCACGUCAAUCAUGGCAUCAUAACCCCGUGUACAUUGGACGCUGGACCGGACGCUGUGGUGAUAGGCAUGACUCGCAUUCCAGUGAUCGAGAACCCGCAGUACUUCCGACAUGGGCACAACUGUAACAAGCCUGCUACUUAUGUACAGCACAUUAAGCGUCGAGACAUCGUGCUCAAGAGGGAACUGGGCGAAGGGGCCUUUGGGAAGGUGUUCCUGGCAGAGUGUUACAACCUAAGCCCCACUAAGGACAAGAUGCUGGUGGCUGUCAAGACCUUGAAGGAUCCCACACUUGCAGCAAGGAAAGAUUUCCAGCGUGAGGCCGAAUUGUUGACCAACCUUCAGCACGAGCACAUAGUCAAGUUCUAUGGCGUCUGUGUGGACGGAGACCCACUCAUCAUGGUCUUCGAGUACAUGAAACAUGGAGACCUCAACAAGUUCCUCAGAGCUCAUGGUCCAGAUGCCAUGAUCCUGGUUGACGGACAGCCGCUACAGACCAAUGGAGAGCUGGGUUUGUCUCAGAUGCUGCACAUCGCCAGUCAGAUCGCAUCAGGGAUGGUUUACCUGGGCUCUCAGCACUUCGUGCACCGCGACCUGGCCACACGCAACUGCCUGGUGGGGAAUGGGCUGCUUGUGAAAAUAGGAGACUUUGGGAUGUCGAGAGACAUUUACAGCACUGACUACUACCGGGUGGGAGGACACACUAUGCUGCCCAUUCGCUGGAUGCCACCAGAAAGCAUCAUGUACAGGAAGUUCACGACGGAGAGUGACGUGUGGAGUUUUGGGGUCAUCCUCUGGGAAAUAUUUACCUACGGCAAGCAGCCAUGGUUUCAGCUGGCAAAUAAUGAGGUAAUCGAAUGCAUCACACAAGGACGGGUGCUAGAAAGGCCACGGCUCUGUCCCAAGGAAGUGUACGACAUUAUGCUGGGGUGCUGGCAGAGGGAACCACAACAGAGGUUAAACAUCAAAGACAUCCAGAAAAUUCUUUUUGCCUUGGGCAAAGCCACACCUGUCUACCUGGAUAUCCUGGGCUAGUGUUUGUUGGGAAUAUGUGUGGAUGUCUGUCUGUCUGCGUCCGUCCAACAGAGGAACGAACAACAUGGGAUUGACCCAAAACUACAUGUACCUUACUGCGCCACUGUCAGACACCUACAACAUGGGGAUGGACUUAAGUGCCUGCUACUCCUUUCGAUACACUGGAUAACAGUCUUUAAAAGCACUUUUACAUUUUGUUUACCUGCAUAUAAAGAUGUACAGUUCUACUGCAAGACGAGGAGUGUCCUUUCAUGAUUUGAUUUCCUUUCGUCUUUUUCGUUUGGUAACAGCAGCCUACUUUUAAACUCCAAAAAAGGAAUAACGGAACCAUCUGCUCCCUCUCUAAAAAUGGAAAAUGGAAAAAAAACUAAAGUGGAGGAGGUUCCUGACUGCUUGACAACUCUCUGCGUUAUUACUUGCUUUUCAUUUUAUAAAUAUAUAUAUAUUUUUAUUUAUUUUUCUUUCUCCGAGUGUGGAUGUAUGUCAUUUUUCUUGCUAAGGGUGUGUUGCCUUUCGGAUAUGACUGCUUAGUCAGAUGAUUGGCAAGGACUUUUUUUAAAAAAAAAGCCUUACUGUGCUCUGACUGGCCGGAUCUUCUCUUUUGACUAUACAGGAAGUAUCCAACAGGGCUUUUAAACAUCCGGAGGAGCUUUUUAGCGAAUGGAUUCACUCGAAGGAACCAACAAUCAAUACAAAGGAGUUUAUUU